This is a messenger RNA of Dioscorea cayenensis subsp. rotundata (Guinea yam), 2039 nucleotides long. RefSeq names its product nucleobase-ascorbate transporter 6-like. Gene Ontology annotation, molecular function: transmembrane transporter activity. Gene Ontology annotation, cellular component: membrane. Lineage: Eukaryota; Viridiplantae; Streptophyta; Magnoliopsida; Dioscoreales; Dioscoreaceae. Gene Ontology annotation, biological process: transmembrane transport. The transcript is spliced from 15 exons. The record is from RefSeq and is a predicted model, not a curated record. The coding region runs from base 438 to 2039 and encodes 533 amino acids.
AAAAGAGAAAAGAAGAAGAAAGAAGCAAACCCUAGUAUAAACACCAACAAACAUCUUCCACUUUUUGAUUUCUUUCUUGUUUGGCAUUAUCUCAUAAUUCAUCAUCAACAUCAUAUCAUUCACAUCAAUUCACUCUCUAUAAACAAACCAAUGCUCUUCUUCUUCUUCUUCACUCUAUAUUACAUUUCCUAACUAAAGUUGGUACCUUGUCACUCUUUCACUCUCACACCCAUCCACAUCUCUAUAUAUAUAUAUAUAUAUAGAGAGAGAGAGAGAGAGAGAGAGAGAAAGAGAGAAAGAGAGAUUCCCUUGAAGCUGAAAGGAAAGCACAGCAGCACUGGGAGCAGUAGCAAGAGAAGGAGGAGGAGGAGGUUUCAGCUUUAUUGGGUUUUGGAUCUGAGAGGGAGGAGUAGGAGGAGUAGGAGGAGCAAGAAGGCAUGGCUGGAGGUGGUGGAGGUGCAGCACCAGCUCCCAAACAGGAUGAGCUCCAACCUCAUCCUGUUAAGGAUCAGCUUCCCAAUGUCGCUUAUUGUAUCACCAGCCCCCCUCCCUGGCCUGAGGCCAUCCUUCUCGGCUUCCAACAUUAUCUGGUUAUGCUUGGCACCACUGUUAUCAUCCCCACUGCUCUUGUUCCUCAGAUGGGUGGAGGAAAUGAUGAGAAAGCCAGAGUAGUCCAGACUAUACUGUUUGUCAGUGGAUUGAACACUUUGCUGCAAAGUUUCUUUGGUACUCGGUUGCCGGCUGUGAUCGGAGGAUCUUAUACCUUUGUUGCCCCCACCAUCUCGAUCAUCCUUGCUGGUCGAUACAGCAAUGUUGUAGAUCCUCAUGAGAAAUUCCUACGCAUCAUGCGGGGAACACAAGGUGCCCUUAUUGUUGCCUCUACACUUCAAAUUAUAGUGGGUUUCAGUGGUCUUUGGCGGAAUGUCACAAGAUUCUUGAGCCCACUCUCUGCUGUUCCACUAGUUGCUCUAGUGGGAUUUGGGUUAUAUGAACUUGGUUUUCCUGGGGUUGCUAAAUGUAUUGAGAUUGGUCUUCCUCAACUAAUAUGGUUGAUAAUACUCUCACAGUACCUGCCUCAUGCGAUACAUGCGCACAAGCCCAUCUUCGACCGGUUUGCUGUUUUGUUUUCAGUUGCAAUCGUAUGGCUUUAUGCCUACUUGCUCACAGUGGGUGGUGCGUAUCGGCAUGCAGCUCCAAAAACUCAACUACACUGCCGCACCGAUCGUUCAGGACUAGUUAGUGCGGCUCCCUGGAUAAGAGUUCCAUAUCCUUUUCAAUGGGGAGCGCCGACAUUUGAUGCCGGUGAAGCAUUUGCAAUGAUGGCCGCCUCAUUUGCUGCCCUUGUGGAGUCCACUGGUGCAUUCAUCGCCGUCUCAAGGUACGCAAGUGCGACACCAUUGCCUCCUUCUGUUCUCAGCCGUGGUAUUGGUUGGCAGGGAAUUGGAAUCUUGUUGGAUGGGCUAUUUGGAACUGGAAAUGGGUCUACUGUCUCUGUUGAAAAUGCCGGUUUGCUCGCCUUGACGCGUGUUGGAAGCCGAAGAGUAGUGCAAAUUUCUGCAGGGUUCAUGAUCUUCUUCUCGAUUCUUGGAAAAUUUGGUGCCGUGUUUGCUUCCAUUCCCGCUCCAAUCAUCGCAGCUCUAUACUGCAUUUUCUUUGCUUAUGUUGGCUCUGUAGGUCUUAGUUUCCUGCAAUUCUGCAACCUCAACAGUUUCCGGACAAAGUUCAUUCUCGGGUUUUCCAUCUUCAUGGGCAUAUCUGUUCCGCAAUACUUCAACGAGUACACAUCCGUCGCCGGGUACGGUCCAGUACACACUGGCGCACGAUGGUUCAACGACAUCAUCAAUGUGAUAUUCUCUUCAAAACCGUUCGUGGCCGGCUUGGUCGCCUUCUUCUUGGACAACACUCUACAUAGACACGACAUGAGGAAGGACAGGGGGUAUCAUUGGUGGGACAAGUUCAGAUCAUUCCGUGGAGACACCCGAAGCGAAGAAUUCUACUCAUUGCCGUUUAAUCUCAACAAAUACUUCCCGUCGGUUUGA